GCACACUAACUUCUGUCAACUCAGUGUUCAGUACGCAGCCGUGCGCUGAGGAGAGAGCAGAAACUCAGUCAUUCGAGCUGCAUUCAGCCUUUCUAACAUCCGACUGACGGACGGACACGCGCCAUUCAAGUGAACAGAAUCGGAGCUCGUGCGGUGAUUAUUGAUUAUUGGUGCGGCGCGCGCGUUUAAUGGAUUAAAAUGUGAAUCCGUGAGUUACUUUGCAGCAAAGCAUCUCACACAUGCACUAAUCUGAUCAAAUAAAAGCUGUGUCAUGUGAAUAUGGGCACAUAAGACAUUCACUGCUGCACAGAAACCUAUCGCACUGCAUUCCUACUGCUGUUGCAUUAUGCAUGGGGAAUACCUGAGAAAGAGGCUGUUCUUCACUGUCAGAGCAACAUAGACAGGGCUGAUUUCUGACUGACAUCAUUCAUCAGGCAGCUCUGGAACAGGGUUUGAAAGAUGGACUUCUGGGUUUUGCCCAUUUGUCAGAUCAGCUUCAUGUUGACACUGAUGUCAUCCGCUGGUCAGGGGUUAGCGAGCCAGGCGCAGAGUGCUUACUUCCUACCUGAAUUUGCACUUUCUCCACAAGGAAGCUUUCUGGAAGACACAACAGGAGAGCAGUAUCUCACCUAUCGCUAUGAUGACCAGUCCUCAAGAACGACCCGCUCAGAUGAGGAGAGGGACACUGGUUGGGAUGCCUGGGGCAUGUGGAGUGACUGUUCUCGUACCUGUGGAGGCGGAGCCUCAUAUUCUCUACGCAGGUGUCUCAACGGAGUGAACUGUGAAGGCAGAAACAUCCGCUACAGAACGUGCAGCAACACAGACUGUCCUCCGGAGUCAGGUGACUUUAGGGCUCAACAAUGCUCCGCCCACAAUGACAUCAAGUACCAGGGACAAACCUACGAGUGGAUACCUGUGACGUACGACUCUAUUUCACCCUGUGCCCUCCGAUGUCAGGCCCGGGGGAAAAGCCUGGUGGUGGAACUGGCACCCAAAGUGUUGGACGGCACUCGGUGUAAAGCGGACUCUCUGGAUAUGUGUAUCAGUGGGAUCUGUCAGGAAGUUGGCUGUGACAGACAACUGGGGAGCAAUGCUAAAGAGGACAACUGUGGCGUGUGCGCCGGAGACGGUUCCACCUGCCGACUGGUCCGAGGUCAGGCGCUGCCCCACGUGUCACCUGAAGAACCCAUGAAGACGGUGAUGGAAGUGCCGAUGGGCAGCAGAGGCCUCCGAAUCACAGCCAAGGGACCAGACAUGAUUGUGAUUGAAGCCCAUGCACCAAACAGCCGGAGAGAAGAGGUCAUGUUCAGCUCUUCAGGUUCUCACGCUCUGGGUAACAACACGGUGGAGUACCAGAAAGGAGCAGAAAGACAAACCCUCCGCUGCUAUGGGCCGCUGUCUGCAGACUUCACAGUUAAGGUGAAGUAUGCUGGCCCUAAAGACACAGUGAUGCAGUUUAUGUUCUACCAGCCCAUUCGCUACCAGUGGAGGGAAACUGACUUUUUCCCUUGCUCCGUCACCUGUGGAGGGGGUUAUCAGCUCAAUUCGGCUGAUUGCAUGGACAUUCGUUACAACAAAUCUGUUGCGGAGCACCUGUGCCACAGCUUCCCGGAGAACACCAAACCUACACCCAAACUCAAGGAGUGCAACAUGGAUCCCUGCCUUGAAAGUGAUGGCUUCAAGGAAGUGAUGCCCUACGACCAUUUCCAGCCUCUACCACGUUGGGAGCAGAACCCAUGGACGUCGUGUUCAGUGUCGUGUGGAGGGGGCUCUCAGGAGAGAAGCGUGGUGUGUGUAGAGGAGGACGUUCACGGUCAGAUCGUGCUGGUAGAGGAGUGGAAGUGCACACACUCCCCAAGGCCAUUCAACAAACAGAGCUGCAACACGUUUGAGUGUCCACAGUGGAUGGCCAUGGAGUGGUCUCAGUGCACGGUUACCUGCGGCCCAGGUCUGCGGUACAGGGUUGUGCUGUGUGUGGAUCACAGUGGGCAGCAUGCUGGCGGCUGCAAUCCCCACCUCAAACCCCAUAUCAAAGAGGACUGCCUGGUCCCCGUCGCUUGCCACAAACCACGAGAGAGCCAACCUGUUGAAGCCAAGCUGCCCUGGUUAAAACAGGCACAAGAGCUGGAAGAAACCAAAGUAGCCUUGGAAUACCCAACGUUCAUCCCGGGUCCGUGGUCGGCCUGCAGUGUGUCUUGUGGUCUGGGUGUUCAAAGGCGUCAGGUGAAAUGUAAGGUGCUGCUGUCUUUCACUCAAGCUGAAGUCGAACUUCCUGAUGAAGAGUGCGACCAGGACAAGCCUCCCUUACAAAGGACCUGUGAUUCAGGCCCCUGUUUAGCAUCUCCAGACUCAUCGUGGCGGCCCUUGAGGCCCCAGCAGAUCCCUGAUCAGCAUGAUUAUGCUUGGGAAUACAUGGGCUUCACUCCCUGCUCUGAAUCAUGUGCUGUUGGCAAACAGAUGGCUGUUGUCAGGUGUGUGAGCACCUUGAAACAGGAAAUUGUUGAUGACACACUCUGCAACGACUCCAAAGUUGUGCCUUCCUUGCUUCGCAUCUGUAACCCUCAACCAUGUCCUCCGAGAUGGGAGGUGAGCGUGUGGAACCAGUGUUCGGUGUCGUGUGGUGUGGGGCUACAGACGCGCGGCGUGUCCUGCGUGAGGUCUGUGGCAGGAAAUCGCACUGAACUGGUGUCCAGCAAAGACUGUGUGGAGACAAGACCUCCAGAACUGCAAGCCUGCAACCAGGUGGCGUGUCCACCGUCCUGGGAGGCGGAGAAGUGGCAACAGUGCUCUCAUUCGUGCGGCAGAGGUACGCAGUGGCGUAAGGUUUACUGUAGACAGAGACUAGCUACUGGAAGCUACCGCAGGUUGAGAGACGAGGAGUGCGCUGGAACCAAACCCGAUGUCCACAGGACCUGCACCAACCCUGACUGUCUGCUGCCUCGUCUGGAAGGUGGAGAGUGGUCCAAGUGCUCUGUGACAUGUGGUAAAGGUGUCCAGCGGAGGGAACCUGUCUGUAGGAGACAGACGGCCUCCGGUCAGCUGGUCACUCUGGACAGGUCAUCCUGCAGUGACCUCCCUCUUCCUCCUCUGAUCAGGAGCUGCCGUAUGAGCCCCUGCAGCAAGCAUGUUCACUCCAGAAAACGUUGCCCUCAGGUCAUUGGCCUGAAACGCAUCUACAUCCAGACCCGACAAGAAAAACGGCUCAGUUUUACCAUUGGAGGACGAGCCUACCUUCUUCCCAAGACCGCCGUCAUUAUCAAGUGUCCCGUGCGGAAUUUCCCUAAAGCUCAGAUCCGCUGGGAAAAGGAUGGGAGUGAACUGUCUAGUUCCAAACGUCUGAGCAUCACCAAGUCUGGGGCUUUGAGGAUCUACAACCUGGAAGCUGGAGAUAUCGGACUGUACCGUUGCUGGGCCAAUCAAGAUUCAGACACCUUCAUCCUGAAGCUGAUCGGAUACAACAAUAGACUCCUGGAACAGCCUGAAGGAAAGGGUUUGGGGAAGGAAAGAAGUAGGAACUUUCAUCCGUACCUCAACAAAGAAGGAGGUUACGCUGGUUCGAAGUGCCAUGAGGGGUUUCCACCGGGAAAGAAGGCUCCAAAAUCUCACCCGAGCUGGGUGCAAAAAAACGAGUUCUACCGAGACGAUCACGGCCAGCCUAAGGAGCUCUGGGAUACCCUUGCUUUGGGGAACUAUGCUUUGGCUUCAGGGGCCAGGAGCCACACAGGAGCCUUUGUCCUUGAACCUGCACAGUUCGAGGAGCUUGUGAAGAACAUCAGUCUGCUGGCAGAGAGCGGGGAUGUAUCGGAUGAAAUGGCGUCGCACCUGAUCGACAAACUAAUAGAGGAUUUGGCUGUCGCAGGGCAAGGGGUGCCUACUGAGGAAGGCACUACGAUGGACAAUCAUUUAGAUAAGACGCCAAACACUUCAGAACUUACUGGGGAAAUGGGGUCGAAAAGAGGCAGUCGAGCGGUAAUCGUUCGUCAAAGGAAUCACGGAUCUGCAAUGAACUUCCAGAGGGAUCUCAGGAUCCAUGUGGGCAGGAACGCUUACCUAACCAAUGCUACUCACAGCCUCACGCUGGUGUGUCCCGCUCAGGGAUUACCACCUCCAAACCUCUCCUGGAGCAAAGAUGGAGCUCCACUACAGAACAGCGACAGGGUAUCAUGGGACAGCGGUGGAGAGGUACACAUCGCCAGCCCCGGCGCCAGUGAUGUGGGCACCUACAAGUGCACUGCCACCAACGAGUUGGGCUCCGAUUCAGAGACAACACAUGUUCUGUUGGCUGAAACUCCCACGAUCGCUGCCUCACAGAGAAACAUGUCAGAUCUGAGGAGUGCCAGUCUGAAGGUGGUGGUUGGAGGUGUUAUUACUGCCCGUUUAGGUGCCAACCUCACCCUGGAGUGCCCUGUCAAAGGUGUGCCUCGGCCAACAGUGAGCUGGCACCAUAAGGAGGGUCCGCUAGGCGCCAGCGCUAGUCCCCUUCUGAACGGAUCUCUGCUCUUGAGAAACCUCACGCUGCGAGACUACGGCACCUAUUCCUGCAUGGCUGCCAACAGCAUUGGAAAAUCGGUGGCCUCCAGCCUGCUGCGUGUGGCGGGAGGAUCUUUGGGUGAAUCUGAGCACCAGCCUUCAAAGGAGAUGAACAGGAAGAGGGUUCUGAUGGCCUCUGUGAUCGGCACCAGUGUCACGGUCAAACCUGGAGAUAUCUUAAGGAUCGGAUGUCCGGUGGUCCCCAGUCACAGGAAGCCCAUCAAGUGGUCCCAUCAGAACCAGACCCUGAAGCAGAGUCCAGGCGCGAGCUACCGCAUGCUGGUGGGAGGACGAGUUCUGGAGAUGAACACUCACGGAGGGAAAUUUGAUGGACGUUACGAGUGCCAAACGCAGAUCAACAACCAGCAGCGUCUCACAGCUUGGAUUCACGUGCUUUCACAAGAGUUUGAGUGGCGUUUGGGCGAGUGGAGCUCAUGCAGCGCUUCCUGUGGCAACAGAGGGACUCAGAUGAGGAAGGUUCGAUGUCUGACAUCAGAGGGCAGGGAGACGCCUCAUUCGGUCUGUCAUCAUCUUCCCAAACCAAUCAGUCAACCACAGCCGUGCAACAUCCUGGACUGCCCUCCCAGCUGGGCGUCAACAGUGUGGUCCAAAUGCUCCAGUUCCUGUGGGCGGGGCUUCAGAGAGAGGCGGGUCUCCUGUCAGCAGGUGGAGGCAUCAGGAAGCAUGAAGGUUCUGUCCAGCGCCGCGUGUGAAGGAUCUCCUCGACCUGAAGACAGGGAAGAGUGCACCUCUCACACCUGUGUGGAGUGGCUCACCGGCCCGUGGGGGAAGUGCACGGGUCGUUGUCUGGGUCCUGCGGUGGCCACACAGAGCCGAACGGUGUCAUGCAGACACUUCAGCAACUCCACGUCCAAAACAUGUGACCCAAAAGAAAGGCCGUCAUCCGUGAGGAACUGCUCAUCCGAGAUGUGCGACGUGCACUGGAAGGUGUUACCGUGGAGGACGUGUACCGUGGCGUGCGGCAGCGGCUUCCAGUCCCGAAGAGUGGAAUGCGUCCAUCGGCAGAACAAAAAAACUCUCCCCGAUCAGCACUGCGCCUGGCAACGGCGGCCUGUUACCUGGCAACACUGCAACGUCACUUCCUGUGGCAGCGAGUGUACGGACAGAACCCACUACUGUCCUGUGGUGAAACGUCUCAAGCUUUGCCCUGUGGAUCUGUACCGGCAACGCUGCUGCCAGACCUGCUCACAGGACACUAGCGCCACCUAGUGCACACCAGAGGCCAAACUAACAGAUGCCCUUUUCAGUCACCGCACUGAUUGUCUCUCGUAAUACAGAAUAUCGUUUAAAUCGUGCAAACCCUUGGACACCUGGAGUGUGUGGACUAAAAGAUGUCUACUGGUGGCAGACGUGUGUUUUCUGGACUACAUUUCACUGGAUGCUUUUUCACAAUCAUCAGAAGUCCAAAGAGAAAAUCACUUGAUGAGAUUCGAGACUUGUCUCUUUGCAGAUUUCAUUUGAUCUUGCCCUGAAAGUGAUAUUGUAUGUGUAUUAAUUUAAGAGACAUGCAUUUUUUUCUUGUGGAUAUGAGAGGACAAUCUUAUUGGACCAUUCACCUAUGUGAAGGAAAUUAAAAUGAAAGCAUCUUGAGUGUACAUAAUGCACUGAUACUAAUAAUAUCAGUAGUGCACAACUUGGGAGUAUUAAGAGAGACAUUUUCAGAGUCCUACCCUAAAGUCAACAUGAAAUACUGUCGCAACCCAUUUUACUUCUUUAACCUGAGUUUGAUACUUCAGAGUGAAAUAGGACAUUCAAAGAAAAAUAUAUAUACAGCUAAAUCCAUUAGGACUUGAUUGGAUGGUGAAUGGAGUCAGGUGGGCAAAGCUAUCCAGGAUCAGGUUAUCUUACUUUUGUGCUGGUUUUUCAAAGCAAAAUUGGAUUGGAUCACCCUGAUCAAGAUGCACACUUUUUCAGAUUACCAAAUCUGGAUUACUUGUGUUCUAUGGAGCCCCUAAAGGGACAUGGUGAUAGAAAGAAUAUGAGAUGGGAAAAAACAAAAACAAAAAAAAAACUACAGCUUUUGGGUUCUCUCAGAAAAGUUUUUUGUAGUGUUCACCCCCCCCCCCCAAAAAAAAACAAAUAACUUUUGAGUGGUUCAUGUCUUAUGAUUGUGGCAUUUUAGUUUACAAACAGUGAUAAAAAAAACCCCACUUUGAAUCAAAUAUAGUAUUUUUGUUUGAUAUUUACAGCUGUCAAUUGUACCAAAAUUAUUAUUUUUUUUACUUUACAGUAGGUUACCGAACGGUGGAGCCUAAUGUCUACUUUUAAUUUAUUACUUUAACAGUUAAACUAGUCAAGAACAAAAAAAAAAAAAAGAAAAAAGUAUAUUACAUGAUAAAAAUGUUGUAUUUUUCGAUUACAUUUUUGUUUGUGAAAUCUACCCUUUUGAUGGGAUCAGUAUAAUCCAGAUUUUUUGGGUCAAAGGUCUUUACUAAAAAGUUUUGAACAACACAAACUGAUGAUUUUAUCCAGAUCAAAACCAAGACUGGAUUUUUGUGAUCUAAUCGGAUUUCAGAAUCCUUUUUUUUCCCAAUGAACAACCUAUUUUCAAGAUUUGAUCCAAUCCGAUAGCCAAAAUCCGAUAAAAAAACUAGCCAAAAAACUGGCCCUAAACUGCCAAUAAUGUGUAUUUUACUUUUACAAUCUACUAUGCUGCAACCAAAUUGCCUGCAAGGGAUCUUAAUAAAGUUGAACUUAAAAAAUGUAAACCACUGGGAGACCCCAGACGACUGACACUCACAUCAAUAGAUGCAAUAUAAUACAAAGUAUUUUUCCAAAAUCAAGUUUUAAUUGUAUUUUUGUGCCGUGACCCUAGAGGCGGGAACGUGCGCACUUACUAGACAUUAUCAUUGUGGCGUUCAGAGCUUGAAAUAACAUGCAAAUGCUGAUAAAUUGUGCAAAAUAACAGCAGUAGCAUGUUUUAAGAGAGUAAAAAGGGUUCAUUUUGUUUUCAUGUUGACUUUUUUACAAAAUGUGUUAAUAUGGGUGUAGAAUGUAUGACAGAAAACCCGUUGACUGAUUGAAAUGGCAUGUGCCAUAAACGUCACAUUUCUCCAGCCGUCUUUUAGAUGUACGUUUUGUGUUCAAACAGAGUGCUGCAUUGUAAAAUAUGUCUUGUAUAUAAUGUGUUUUUAAGUGCAAUAUUGUACAUUGAGUGUAGAAAGUUUGGAUUUUAUUUUCUUACAUCUUGGUUUAGUUUGUCUUUAUUAUCCAUAUUUAAGAUUAAACACAACACAGACCUACGUACUUAUAGCACCUGAAGUGGAUUUUCCAUAUCUCUAAUAUAAUGCUUUCUUACUGGCCUUUAUGCAUGUAUUUUAAUUACAUCAACAAAUGUUGUACAUAAGACACUCACAGAGGUUAUCCAUGAAUUUACUCUUAUUGCAAUGUGGAGAAAGCAUCGCUACAUGAAUCUGUUGAGGAAGCGCUAGUUUUGGUACUAUUCACGUCAAUAUAGCAAACAGUCUAUGUGAUACAAAUACAAUAAAAUACAGUUUUACAAAUCA
Megalobrama amblycephala (Wuchang bream) is the source of this 8057-nucleotide messenger RNA. It is a transcript of the gene adamtsl3, whose product is annotated as ADAMTS-like 3. Lineage: Eukaryota; Metazoa; Chordata; Actinopteri; Cypriniformes; Xenocyprididae. Gene Ontology annotation, molecular function: metalloendopeptidase activity. The transcript is spliced from 32 exons. Gene Ontology annotation, biological process: extracellular matrix organization. Gene Ontology annotation, cellular component: extracellular matrix. Bases 460 to 5760 code for a protein of 1766 amino acids. The record is from RefSeq and is a predicted model, not a curated record.